Messenger RNA from Uloborus diversus, 4862 nucleotides. RefSeq lists its product as uncharacterized. The record is from RefSeq and is a predicted model, not a curated record. Gene Ontology annotation, molecular function: actin filament binding. Bases 145 to 3615 code for a protein of 1156 amino acids. Gene Ontology annotation, biological process: actin filament bundle assembly. The transcript is spliced from 13 exons. NCBI's taxonomy places the organism in Eukaryota, Metazoa, Arthropoda, Arachnida, Araneae, Uloboridae. Gene Ontology annotation, cellular component: cytoplasm.
GAUAAGUAACCCUUACUUUGUGUCGAGUAAGGGGAAACGCAAGUGAACCAUGAACGCUAACGAAAAAUAACCUGACAAUAUCUUUGCACGAAAAAUAAUCCCUCAGAAGCGUAUCCCCCGGUGUGUUGGGCCCACCGACCUUCGAUGCCAGAAGUGCCCCUCAUCCACCGCGCCCUGGUCGCCGCCCGGGAGGGCGACCUGCAGGGGCUGCAGCUGCUGCGCAAGAAGCAAGAGCUGCUGCAGGGGCUGCACGACGACUUCGGCGCCUCGUGCGUGCACUAUGCCGCCCGGGGAGGGCACGUCAAGGUGCUCGAGUUCCUGGUCACCAAGUGCGGCAUGCGCGCCAACUGCCGCAGCUUCGUGGGCGCGACGCCCGCGCACGACGCGGCCGCCAUGGGCAAGCUCCCGGCCCUGGUCUGGCUCCUCAGAAACACGGACUGCACGUUGUGGGACAGGGAUAAGGACGGAGCCACGGUCCUGCAUAUUGCAGCCAGGUACGGUCGCCGUAGCGUCUUGAAGUGGCUGCUCCGGGAGGCAAAGAUGCCUGCCCUGGAGACGACGGCCACCGGGGCACUUGCCCUUCACUACGCAGCAGCCAAGGGAUGCCUCGAUUGCGUCAAGUUACUAGUAGAAUCCUGUCCUGAGCUUAGCGCCAACACUCCGAUGGAGAAUAACGUAACGCCCGUGUACCUGGCUGCCCAGGAGGGACACCUGGACGUGCUCAAGUACCUAGUUCUGGUGGCAGGGGGGUCGCUGUACUUGCGGGCCAAGGACGGCAUGGCCCCAGUCCACGCCGCAGCGCAGAUGGGAAUGCUCAAAUGUCUCAAAUGGAUGGUUGAGGAACAGGGCGUAGAUCCAAACCUCCGGGACAACGACGGGGCGACGCCGGUGCACUUUGCGGCCAGCAGGGGGCACCUGGAGACUUUGCGGUGGCUGCUCAAACACGGGGCGCGCAUCCUGCUCGACAAGCACGGAAAAAGUCCUCUCAACGAUGCAGCAGAAAACGAACACAUGCAGUGUUUGGCCCUCUUGAUCGCGCAUGCGUCUGACCCACGCCACCAAAGUGAACCUGGAGUCUCAGCAGUGCUGCCGCCUACUGGACCAGCAGCCAACAGGACAGCCCGUCGCUGCACCUGCAGGACUACGCCCCUGGCUGGUAUGAGACCUGCUCAUAGAAGAACUGAUUCGGAUGGUUGUUCUUGCCAAUCCACUGGUUCCGAAGAGAGUUGCAGCCUCACCGACGAUUAUCCUUCAGACACGACUACUUCUAGCACUCGUUCAAAUAGCCUGCAGGCCGGAGGGGGCGGGGGAAGAGGGGCCGCCCCGCACACGGUCCUCUCCGGAUGGAACUUCUACAGUUCGCAUCACCCUGCUCCGCCCCAGACCCAACAGAGGGGCGUCGUCAACGGACAUCGUGCCACUUCGCAAGAGAGGGUGUGCUGCAGCAAGGGUAAUCCCAACCACAGAAGGUGUUCCAGUGGAUCUUCUUCCAACCAUUCCAAAAGAGCUGGAGAAAUGGAUUCGGGUUACAGCGGUGGACCAGGCAGUCUGAAUGAUAGUCCCCAAGAACCAUUCUUUUUACACGAGCCAAAUAUGACAUCAGAUGACCGAGUGAAGAAGUUAUUCGAUAACAAGACCAUCAAGAAAAAGGAAGAUUUAGAGAAUGGUCAUGAUGGAACUAUUACCAACGGACAUAGCAAUACAAAUACUAAUGGAUCACAAAUUGUUACGGUCGAAGUGCAUCAUUCCUCUGCAAGUGAAGAUUCGAACAGUGUGUCGGAUGUGAGCGACCCUCUCCCCGACUACGACGACCAGGGCAGCCAGUCCAGCAGCAACGGCAACAUCAACAACUGCAACGGCACCAACGGUCGCGAGAAGACCAAGCGUGUGAGCCGCGAGGCCAGCAGCCUGAGCACGGACGAGGGCAUCUACCACGAGGGUGACGACGACGAAGACGACGAUCUCGACCACGAGCUGAACCAGCUGGUGCCGAACCACCACAACCAGAACGAUGAAGAGGACGAUGAGGACGAGCUGCAUGACAACGAGGUCAGUUUCUCUCCUCACCACCAGGAGGAUCUGGUGGCCAUCCGCAACAAGAGGCCGCCCCCUGAAGAAGAGCAUCCGGCCGCUUACGGGGGUCAUGCGCACGCGUCUCGGAGAGCAUCCGGACCCAUUGAUGCCCCUCACGAAGACAGCAGGAAGAAUGCAGCCGAGGUUUACCAGGAAAACGGCACGCUCAAGUCGAACCACGAAAAACGCACCAUCUCCAGGCCCAAAGAAAAAAAGUUGGUGGAACCCAUGUGUUCUCCACCACCGCCACCCCCUCCCCUUCCGGUGAAGAAAACAGAGGAACAAAAAACCAUUCCGAAACCUCCUUCUCCACCACCUGCACCUAAGAGUCUAAACCAGGUGAAGAAUUCGCCUGGUCUAGAAACGAUUCAAACCAGAGCAGCCCCGCCCCCUCCACCACCUCCAGAUUUACCACCAGUGAGAGACAUAAAGGUUCUGGCCGCGAAAUCGGUUCCAUCGGAAGAUUCUAAAGUUCAUCCUGAAGACGAUCGCUCAUCUCAAAAAUCUGACGAGUCAUCGGUGGAAGGGGAAGGCAAAAGGUACAUCAAAGCGACCGCCACAAGGAAAAAUAGUCACCAGAGAACACUACCUUUCAUUCCUCCUCAGUUUGGCUUCCCGCCUGAUUCUAACGAAAAUAUUCGGCCAUCAGAGUAUCUUCGCCAAGCAAAGGGAGGUUCCAAGAACUCUACUUUGAAGUCAAAUUCCACGCUUCAUCGUGCAGUGUCCCUUGGUGAAUUAGCUGUUGCUUCAAGGUCAGAAAAAAUGACAUAUAGCAGCAGAACGGAGAGCCAUGAAACGCUGUUAGAAAGCGACUCCAGGUCACGGUAUGUCCAAAGCCCAACUGGCAGCACAGACUCAGAUUCCAAACAGCACGCCCCUCUGAGUAGCACGAACAGCAAUGGAAAUACGCCUUUGUUUAACAUAACAGUAGAACAGUUGCAAACAGUGCAUCUAAAGAAAACAGAUAAACCCAGCACACCGGAAAGGACAGUGUUGCUGCAGAAAAAUGAUCUUAUAGCUGAGCUGAAACAGACAAAAGAUAUCCAAGGUGUCAGGAAAAUGAAAGAAGAAAGGAGUCGUAUCGGAGAAGAAAUUUACUCGGACGUUUCUGGGCAAUUCAAAGCGGAAAAUUUUGUGAGUCAGAUCCCGGAAGUAGACGCCAAUGGCUGCGUCAUUCCGCCUUGGAAAAGACAGAUGUUGGCCAAGAAGGCCGCAGAAAAAGCCAAAAAAGAAGCGGAAGAGCAAAGACUGAGGGAGGCCGAGGCGAAGAAGCUGAAUGCAAUUCCUCCUUGGAAGCGGCAGCUGCUCCAGAGGAAAGAACCUGCAAGUCCUGUCACGACUCAAAGCAUUCAUCGGACGGUUUCACAACCUGUAGUUAAAUCCGUUGAGGUCCCUACUCACGCUCCUCCUGAAAAGCCACAAAUUGAACUGCCUGCUCCAAUCACAGAACAAGUCACAGACACCCAAAAUGAAGACUCCGACGACAUUCCGCCAAAUCCUUGGCUUCAGCAACUUCGCAAAACUAAGAGUGUAUUCCGAUGACCAUGAAACGACGUGGGACAUUUCGGGCCAAUGACCUUAAGUGUUUAAGAAGAUACUAUAUCCCAGCCACCCACUAUUGUCCUAUUUGGGACGCCUAAGACUUAGUCAGGCUGGUGAUCUUGGAGGCAAACGUUUUUGUUUGCUGUGCUCAAACUCUUUUCGGACUAAAUUGUUCGAAAGUUGAAUUUUCACCAAACGUUUAACCUGCCUCAGCAGAAACUGUACUUCAUGGAACUAUUCUUUAAUUUAAGGGCAAUCUUGUUAAACGCUUUUGGUGAAAUUUCUAAAGCUUUGUACAGUAGAGUAUGUUAUUAUUGUACAAUGUUGUAACAUUUAUAUAUCUUUCUGAUACUGGAGUUCCUUCAUCGAUAUUUUUACGACAAUGAAACUAUUUUUACUAUAUUUAAUUUUUAUACAAUUGUUUACAAAAGUGUAGCAUAUCUAGCAUUUCACAACCAAAAGUGGCUUAAAGUAUUGAAUUAUUGAAACAUAUAAAUACAUCCCAAUUAGUUAAAAUGUUACAGUAAAAUACAAGACAGUGAGAAGAAAUGGGUGUAUGUGGACUUAAAGGUGCAAAUAAGACUGCUAUUGUCAUCGCUUGCCUCAAGGCAGAUGAGAGUUUCUCCUACCAUUUGUAAUAGUUAUUUCCUUUUUCUUUUUUUUUUUUAAUUUUGGCACCUACAUCCCUUUGCUUCCAGGUCCUUCAUAUGUUCUUGGAAUCAACUUGUGCUGUCUCAUUGCAGAACGUGUAUAUUUUUACCAACAUCGAGUUGACACAUUAUAGCAUUAAAACAACUAAUGAUUUGAAAGGACAGCAAAAUCAUUCGUUGGGAUUCCAUUUUAAGUCAUUCUUGUCUAAGUCAUACCUUUGAAGGGGUUUAUACAUUCCAUGUAUUGACUAGUUUUAUGGGUGACAGUUUUGAAGGUAAUCUUGACCAACUUUUAUCUCAGUAUCUCUUUGGUGUUUGAAAAUACUACGCUGUCUAAAAAUAUACUGCCCCACAUUAUUUUACCGCUAUUGCUUUUUUUUUUCUGAGAAGCUUAAAAUCUAUUUAAUAGCAAAAUUGUCAGAGACAUGAUCAUGAAAUGAUUGAGCACUAACACUGAUGCUUCAAAACAUUGCAUGUGACAGGAAUGCAUUAGUCUAUUACUUACCAAAGUAGUAGAGUAAGAAAAGUUACACUUGUCAUGGGUAAUGAUAGUAAUCUUUAUGGGAUUAUACACAAUCUUUAACUCCGAAAGUGAUU